Molecule: messenger RNA, 2625 nt
Organism: Abrus precatorius (Indian licorice)
Lineage: Eukaryota; Viridiplantae; Streptophyta; Magnoliopsida; Fabales; Fabaceae
Product: receptor-like protein 15
Exons: 5
Coding region: 1-2625 (874 amino acids)
Molecular function (GO): protein binding
Source: RefSeq, a predicted model, not a curated record
AUGACUGAUUUGAAUUUAACCGACAAGGUUCUACAAGAAGUGGUUGAGAAAAAGUCAACUAUGGGAAUAUGGAAUAAGCUUGAAGGAUUAUCAGCUUUGAACAGCUUGAAGAUUCUCGAUCUAAGUGAUAAUCAGAUCAAUAGUUUUGUUGUCCAUCAAGGUUUCAAACCUCUAAGUAAAUUGGAAGUCCUUGCCUUAGAUGUGAAUAUGAUAAAUGGAAGCAUGUUGAGGAAGUCGUUAAAAGCCUUCACAUCUAUAAGGGUGCUUUCUCUGAGUGAAAACGAAUUUAUAGGAACAAUUGUUGCUGAAGACUUUCGUGACCUAAGUUGCCUCGAACACUUGACAUUGGAAAAUUCUAAGAUAGAAAAUGUGUUUUUUGAAAGUAUUGGGGAAUUGACGUCUUUGAAAGUUUUGACUCUUUCAGGAUGUGAAAUAAAUGGCACCCUUCCUGAUGCUGGUUGGUCUAAGCUCAAGAAGCUGGAAGAAUUAGAUUUAGGGGAAAAUGAAUUUGAGGGUCCACUUCCUUCAUCUUUUGUUAACAUGACUUCUCUUCGAAGGUUGGAACUUUCUUAUAAUCACUUCACUGGAAAUUUUGAUUCUAACCUUGCAAGCUUUACAUCACUAGAAUAUUUUGGUUUUAUAGAAAACCAAUUUGAUGUUCCUGUUUCUUUCAAACCAUUUGCCAAUCAUUCAAAACUCAAAUUCAUCUAUGGUGAAGGAAACAGAGUAAUACUAGACUCACAUCCUAGUUUGCAAACUUGGAUUCCAAAAUUUCAAUUACAAGUCCUCAGUUUGUCUUCAACAACAGUGACUAAUUUUCUCCCACUCCCCCAUUUUCUUCGUUACCAAUACAAUUUGACUAGUCUGGAUUUGACUAGUUGUAAGUUGGAAGGAGAGUUUCCGAACUGGUUGUUGGAAAACAACACAAAAAUAUCUGAAUUUCUUGUUAGAAAUUGUUCUUUUACAAAUACUUUCCAAUUACCAUCACAUCCCCUUCCUAACAUGAGGAGAAUUGAUGUGUCUGAUAAUGCAAUAACUGGCCACAUACCUAGCAAUAAUAUAAGUUCAAUCUUUCCAAAUUUGCAAUUUCUAAACAUGUCUAUAAACAAUAUCCAAGGUUCAAUUCCUCAUGAUUUUGGCCAAAUGAACUUACUAGACACAUUGGAUCUCUCAGACAAUCAUUUGUCUGGAGAAAUGCAGAACAUAUCUGGGGAUAAGUCUCUGCUCAAUUUUCUGAAACUUUCAAACAAUAAAUUAGAUGGAUCUUUGUUUCCUACUUUGUCAAAUUUGAAGCAUUUGGAGCAGUUGUAUUUGGAUGGCAAUAGCCUUUCUGGUAGCAUCCCAAGUAGCUUUCCCAACGCAUCAUUGUUGGCCUUGGAUUUAAGCAAUAAUCAUUUAGGGGGUAAACUACCAAGGGUGAUAGGCAAUUCAUCAAACUUAGUGGCGCUUUCAUUGUCUAACAAUCAUCUUGAAGGAUCUAUUCCAACUCAAUUUGUGGAACUUCAAUCUCUAGUUUAUCUAGAUAUGUCAGACAACAGUUUCACUGGUUCUGUACCAUCUUUUGCUAAUGCUUCGGCAAGGUUCAUUCAUUUGAACAACAAUAGGUUGAGUAGCUUGUCAAAAAGGAUGUUCGGAGAAAGUUCUUCCCUAUGGAUAUUAGACCUUAGAUACAACGAAAUAAAUGCCAACAUACACAAUAUGAUACAAGAUCUCAGUUAUUCAGGGGUGAGCAUUCUUCUUUUGAAAGGUAAUCUCUUUUUAGGGAAAAUAUCAAAGCAAAUAUGCCAACUGAUUGAUUUGACUAUCCUUGAUCUUUCUCAUAACAAUCUUUCUGGUCCAAUACCAAGUUGCUUGGGCAAAAUGCAUUUUGAGAAUGAGAACCCUGUGCAAUCACAGAUGAUAUUUGGUGGCUUCUAUGAUAGAGGUAAAAACUCAUUGCCUUAUGUCCAAGAGAAAGUAAACUUCACUACAAAGGAAAGAUCCUACAAUUAUACAGGGGAAAUCCUUUCUUUUAUGUCUGGAAUUGAUUUAUCCUACAAUAAACUAAGUGGGAAUAUCCCACCUGCUCUUGGAAACUUGACAAAAAUUCGAGCAAUGAACUUGUCCCACAAUUAUUUGACUGGGAAAAUUCCAGCUACAUUCUCCCAUUUGGUACAAACAGAGAGUUUGGAUCUAUCUUUUAACAUAUUAAGUGGUCAAAUUCCUUCUCAAUUAAGUGAUUUAACCUCUCUUGCCAUCUUCAGUGUGGCGCAUAACAACUUAUCAGGUGAAACACCAGAAAGGAAAGGGCAAUUUAUAACCUUUGAUGAAAGAAGCUAUGAGGGUAAUCCUUUUCUUUGUGGACCUCCACUACCAAAAAGUUGUUAUCCUAAUGAACAACCACCUGUUAUUUUACCCAAUGACUCAAGUGUUGAUGGGGACAAAGGAGGUUUGGUUGACAGGUAUGUUUUCUGCAUAAGCUUUGGUGCCUCAUACGCAUCAAUAUUGUUGGUAAUUGCAAUGACUUUGUACAUGAACCCUUACUGGAGGCAAGCAUGGUUUUACUGUAUGGAAUUGGUCAUCACAAAUUGCCACUACUUUCUCGAGGACAAUUUGUGUAAGUUUACAAAUUUUAAAAAUACGUAA